AUGGAGUUCAAAUCUUUGAAUCAGUUUAAAGUAGCUGUGAGGGAUCAUGCUAUUCGUAAUGGAAGGCAAAUUAGGUUUGAGAAGAAUGAUGGUGUUAGGUGCAGGGUUGAAUGUAAGAAAAAAUCUGAGAAUAAAUGUCCUUGGCUGAUGCUUUGCAGUAAAGUGGGAGGAAAACACACAUUCAGUAUCAAGACAAUGCAUGGACCACACUCAUGUCCGAGGGUUUUCAACAACAAGUCUGCAAAUAGUAAGUGGGUAGCUAGCAAAGUGCUUGAGAAGGUGAGGAUGACAAGGAAGCUGAGAUUGUCUGAGGUGGUUGAUGAGGUCAGAAUUGGGUUUUCUACUGGAAUCACUAAAUGGAAAGCUUGGAAGGGAAGACAGAUUGCCAUGGAGAUUGUAGAGGGAGAUUCAAGCAGACAGUACUAUCUUCUGUAUAGGUUCAGUGCAGAGCUAUUGCAAAAGUCUAAAGGAAAUACAUGUAAGAUCAAUAUUGAAAGGUUGCCUGGAACACUACAGUUCAGGUUUAAGAGAUUUUACAUGUGCUUGGAGGGUUGCAAGAAGGGUUUUAUUAGAGGGUGCAGGCCAUUUAUAGGUCUUGAUGGUUGCCACUUGAAAACACAGUAUGGGGGGAUUUUACUGUGUGCAGUAGCCAGGGACCCCAAUGAUCAGUAUUUUCCCUUAGCAUUUGCAGUUGUUGAGUCAGAAUGCAAGGAGAGUUGGAGAUGGUUCCUUGAGCUCUUGUUAGAUGACAUUGGCCCUGAUAGGAGGUGGAUCUUCAUAUCAGAUCAACAGAAGGGUUUGCUGACAGUUUUUAAUGAGCUACUUGGAGGGGUUGAGCAUAGGUUCUGUCUGAGGCAUUUAUAUGCCAAUUUUAAGAAAAAAUUUGGUGGAGGAGUUGUGAUCAGGAACUUGAUGAUGGCUGCUGCAAAAGCAACCUAUCACCAGCUGUGGACAGAGAAGAUGACAGAGCUGCAGGGAUUGAAUCCAGAAUCUUACACAUAUCUGAUGCAAAUACCUACAAGGGCAUGGUGCAAACAUGCUUUCACAUUUUAUCCUAAAUGUGAUGUGUUGAUGAAUAACCUGUCUGAGUCAUUCAAUGCUACAAUAUUGUUGGCUAGGGAUAAGCCAAUUCUGACAAUGGUUGACUGGAUAAGAAGCUACAUCAUGGGGAGGUUUGCUACCAUGAAUGAAAAGCUAGAUAAGUACCCGGGGGAUGUGAUGCCAAAGCCAUUGAAAAGACUAAACCAUGAGAUUGAAAUGACUAGAUACUGGGUGCCUACAGCUUCUGGGCAAAAUAAGUUUGAGGUGAAGAACAUGCUGACACAGGACCAGUUUGUUGUUGAUUUGGAGAAACACAGAUGUAGUUGCAACUUCUGGGAGUUGGUGGGGAUCCCUUGUAGGCAUGCAGUUGCUGCCAUUUCACACAAUAGACAAAAGCCAAAAGAUUUUGUGAAUGCAUACUAUAGGAGGGAAGCAUAUAGAGCAACUUAUGGCCAUUUGAUAACUCCCAUUAAUGGUCAGAAAAUGUGGUCAACAACCAAUGAUGAAUACAUCCUCCCUCCCUUGUACAAGAGAGCACCAGGGAGACCUAAGAAACUCAGGAGGAGAGACCCACAUGAGGACACACCUGAAAAUCACACAAGGUUGCAUAGAGGUAGGGUUUCAAGGAACAAGUGCAGUCGAUGUGGAGAGUUUGGCCACAACUUAAGAAGCUGCAAGAAUCCAUUUGUUAGCCCAGAAUCUCAACCUCCUGAAAGUAGCAAUCAAGGUGCUGCAAGACCAAGAAGCCAGACUGCUAAGAGGGUGAGGACAAACUCAGUAGCUAAUGCAGGGUUUUCUGAAGUUCCUGAAAGUAGUACUCAAGGUGCUGCAAGAACAAGAAGGCAGACUGCUAAGAGGGUGAAGACAAAGCCAAGAACUAGUGCUAAUGCAGAUGCUAGCCAAGUGAUUGAUUCAACACAGCCAGUUGGGAUGGUAAGGAAGAAUACAAGAGGACCUUCAAAGAAAAAAGGAAAAACCUCAGUUGCAGCUGCAGAUCAAACACAUGGGGGGAGUGUUCAGGUCACAGAAGGUGUUGCUGCUGUUGCAAGUACUCAACCUGCAGAUACUGCUGCAAUCCCUCAUAGCUCUCAGCUCCAGGAUCAAGUUGCAGAUCAUGAAGUCAAUGAUGUUGGAGUUGCUGGUCGUGUAGGAGGAGCAAAGAAACUCAAAAAAGGAAAAAGAAUUGUGAAGGGUCACUUUCUGUAUUUCAUUGGAAGCAAGAAAGGCAGGGAAAAAAUGAUAAACAAAUGA
Messenger RNA from Lotus japonicus, 2292 nucleotides. RefSeq lists its product as uncharacterized. Gene Ontology annotation, molecular function: nucleic acid binding; zinc ion binding. The record is from RefSeq and is a predicted model, not a curated record. The coding region runs from base 1 to 2292 and encodes 763 amino acids. The transcript has 7 exons. NCBI's taxonomy places the organism in Eukaryota, Viridiplantae, Streptophyta, Magnoliopsida, Fabales, Fabaceae.